UGGGGCUGACUUGCGCGCCUCCGAGCCGUCGGGAUACACGGCAGCAGCGGCACCGUUGUUGUAUACUGUCGCGCUACGCGUGCUACGGUCGUGUCGUCGCACCAUCAUCGUCGUCGCCGUCGUCGCCGUUGCCGUCGACGAAUCGUCGCCGUGCAGGAGCGCCCUGGGUGCACCUUCGUCGUCGGCUACGCAGUCGACCGGUCUACUUGGUGCUCGCGGUCUCGCCGGCUUCCCUCUUACUCCCUCGUGCGGAGGAGGGUGCGAUUGUCUCGGAGGGUUGAUCGCUCGCCGCGCUGAGAGGGGCGCGUUCUCGCGUGCGUUUACCGGAGCGUCGUUGAGCGGCGGCGUUCGCCACGUUUUACCGCCACCCCCGCCAAGUGCCGCCGUUUGCAGUGCCGCCGAUUCCUCGUGACGAUAGAACGUUGGCACGCUUCCAAGCUGGCGAAGCGGAGAUGUACUGGCUGCCACGGUGCUACCACGUUGCUAUCGCUGUUGUUGCCCGCCGUCGGUCUUGAGGAUACGAUCGCGCGUCGCUGUCGUUCACUCGGGGGGGUGAAAUCACGUCAGCGCGUGGUUGAGAGAUUUCGCGCGAACUGAGUGAGCCGCGCGCAUGGUCGAGCGGAAGUUACUUGGAAAUAUAGGUGUCUCGUAAAACGUGACGCGCACGUACCGGUAGCUACUGCGCUAGUUGAAUGAUACCUGUGCAGCACAGCGAGCGGUGUCGCGUACAUACGGUGCAAUACGUAGCGAUGACUGCUUAGUGAUUUGCUUGGAGCGAAUCAUUUUGGAGCAACGAAUUUCGGAGUUUUCUCAUUUUCUCUUAUCUUUCACGUAUCUCAUGUACGAAGUGGAUAUAGUGUGAACGACAUUGUGUGAACGAUCAAGUGCUGUCGAUCGAUCUCGACCGAUCGAAGGGGAUAGUAGUGUGUUUCGCGCGCCACGAAGGGAGACAAAGUGGAGUAAAGGAACAGCGGCGUCGUUAGAUGCGAGGAUUUUAAAAGCAGCUCCCGGAGGCCAGCCCGACGCAAUGCGUCGACGCUGCUGACGCAACGCGCCUGGAUGCGUCUCACUUUAAGCACGUUACCACAGCUUGCCGUUUUAGCGAAGAUUUUGUGCCUCCUGAUGGUGGUGAUGUGCGGGGCGGUGCCGGCGAUGGUGCGCUCCGUGAGUCUCUACUCGACUUGCAGCAGCGGCAAUGUUACCGUAAUAGGCCGCUCGAUCAAAGCCAUGGGACGCGACGAUCACAAUGCACCCUACCAGAAACUCACCACACAAUCGGAAGAUUUCAGUAGGAAGCUGUACAUCUUUGCGGAGAAGAGCCAACGAUACAUUUGCUUCAAUAAGCGGUGGAAACUCGUCGGCCUGCCGAAAAAACAGAAGGGACCGAUGUGCCAGUUUUACGAGGUGUACAACGGCUCCUAUCUGAGGUACAGGAGCGCCGUCGACUUAUCGCGGUUUGUCGGCUUCAACAAGUUCGGCAAGCCGAUGAAGAAUCCCCACGGCAGGCAGGAGUGCUUCAACUUCAUCAAGUACAAUCCCCAUGCCGACAUAAACCACCACAACAGCCUGGUGAACGCGGAGAUGGACGGUAUGGAGCCGCGGCAGCCGUACGUCGUCUCGAGGAAACCGUCGCCGAUGAUGAGGGCCGCGAAGACGGCGAAGAACUCCCUGUUGCAGGCCGACAGUGCGAGGGAGCAGCACGUCCACACGUCCACGCAUCGCCAUCGGCACUCGAAUCGCUGGAAGAUGCGGCCGGACGGGGCGGACUCGGGACCCCGGAGACGGAACGAGAGCCGCCACCUCGUCGAGGCCAGCAAGUAUUGAGCCGCGUGCGAGCUCGCCGAUCAAGACUGCCUCCUCCGUACCCCGUGAGAACCUGAGAUCAGAACUGCCAAAAUACGCUGGUGGAUCGCACGGUCGGGAUGUCAGGAGCCCGCUUAACGGCGCCUCGUGUGUCUCGCGACUCGAAGCACCACGUAUUCGUUCGAUCGGUCGGCGAAUCAAGAGCGCGGGCGCGGCUCGCUCCGAGCACAUACACACACACACGCCUUAAGCUGCGCCCGUUUAGUUUCCGUUUCCGCCCGCGCCGGAGCGAAGCAGAACACGCUCCCCGCGCGGCGGGGACGGGUGUCUCGUCGUCGAGAUUAGCGUCCAAGAUCGGCGGUGGACUGCCCGCCGACACGAAGCUAUAUCUCAAUUUCACGCGGUUAAGUUCGAUUUACACUUGCCCCGACUGAUCCCUUCAGGCAAGUAUGUACCUCGUAACGUAUAUAAGAGCGUUUUCUUUCUAAUCGUUGAUUCCUCGUGGAUUUAAUUCGCGCGCCACGAAUCGCUCGUUAUGUCUCUGUCUCUUUUUUUUUACUCACUCUUUCUCUCUAUCUAUCUCGUUUCUUUUCUUAGUCUCGUGACGAAGCGUGGCCAAUUAGUAGAAAAUAUCUUUCUCUCGAUGCCGCGCGUCGCGAUAAACGCGCGAUAUCGCGCCGGCUAUGUAAAUUCAUUCAAACCGUUGUCGCCCGGUCGAUCGUUUGGCGACGCGAACGAAAGGAAUUCACAAUCGCGUAGAAAUCGUAGCGCAACCGAACGGCUGCUGUGCUUCGAGCGCGGUCACCGGCCCGCGAUGGUAGCGCGAAGAGACGCGCGGACGGCGCACGCCGAUUGACAUGUGUUUCCCAAUUUCCUCGACAAGAAACAAUUCGUCAUUUGGAUAUAUCACGAAACACAGAAUUAUUAAUAUCAUUUCGAGAUAUUAAUUCGCUUAGACAAUGUUUAUAUAAAAAAUUUGACCAAGGUGCACAAUUAGAUUUCAGAAAAAAAAAAGUUUCUCGCUUGUUCUUUAACUAUGAAAUUUUAAUCUCAAUGCAAUACCGUAUCGUAGCAGACUAAACUUGCGCGCAAUAAAUUGGCGGAUUCGCUCUCGAACAAGCGGCUGAUGUAAUCACAAUUCAUCCAUUCGGCUCAAUCAAUUUUCGGUGACGUGUAUUAUCGAAUCGUAAUGUAUAUUGGUAGCGUGCAUGAGAAUCACGAUCGUCAAUGUAUCGCGAUCGGAAUUCGUUCCUCGGCGAAUAGAAGCGGGAACGCUGAUCCUCGGCGCUGGUCCAGCGAGGAAAUAUUUGUCACGUCGCGGACGCUCGUACGUCGCCACUCUUAUACGCUCGCCUGCGCAGUUAGAGCUCACGCCGCGCAAGACUCUCUCGCUCGCUGUGCUAAUUACGCCGCCUAACGUAGCGUGCGUGCGUGCGUGCCUGCCCCGCGUGUAUGAAUAAUGUGUGCGUGCCUGCCUGCCUGCCUGCCUGCGUGCGUACGUGCGUGCUCGCGAUGUACACGCAGGCCUUGCCCGCCGCCGACGCACAAACUCGCGGCGCGAUCGAUUACGAACGUGCCGCGAGUCCGACAACCGGCCGACAGUCCUUCGGGUUUUUCCUUUGAUAAUUCAAUUCUCAGAUCAGAUCGUAUUCGGAAUCGAUAUAUUCGGUACCUUUCGAUACCAUUUGAAAUUAAAUACGAUGUCGUUGUGUGGCUUUGAAAUAGGAGGAACAAAAUGUUUCAGAUGCGGGACAUUUGAAGGUUUGAUAUAAACAAGGCUGGAAGUGCCAUAUAUUUAAAAAAAAUUACUUUUGUAUUUAUAGAAGAGCUCUCUCUCUCUCUCUCUCUCUCUUUCUAUGCUAACGGAUACAGCAAAAAGCUGUACAUGUAAUUUUUGAGAGGAUUCUUACGAGACUCCAGACGGAGAUAAAGAGUAUUUUUUCUAUACUUUUUCAAAUGAAUAAAAUGUAGUUUUUCAUUUUUGUACUCUUUCCAAGUGCUCGUCUGUGUUCCUCUAUUUCUCAAAUACAAAAUGACAUCGAUCAAUAUACAAGUUGCCCGGUAAUAUUUUCUAACAUUCACGCGAUUUCGGGAAAUUUAUCCCGAAGGGAACACCUCUUCUUUCAUUUGCAUUUCGAAUGACGGCGAUCGGUUAGAACUGCGUGUCUGCGUACGCGAGGGUAUAUUGUACCCUCGCGUGCAUUCUGCGUGCAUAUACGUAUUUCGCCUCCGGAGCGCGUGUGAGUGCGUGUAAUAUAAUUGCAUUAUCGUUAAUGAACUUAAUCCCUAGAACGCUAUCGCAGACUGUAUUAUUAGGCUAGGUACAUGAAUAUAUGACGCGGUGGCGACUCGACGAAGGGGACCAGGGGGCGCCGAGUUCUUCUUUGGCGAGAAGAACGUCUUGUGCAAUCUUAUUUUUCGCAUCUAUUUUUCCCCCGAGGAUCGACCUCUCGACCGAGCGCCGACCUCUCGCGCCCGUUUUAACUUUUCACAAGGCACAAGGAAGGCACCCCGGAGAGGUUCAUUUUUCGUAGACUCGCCACGUAAGGAGCGCCUGCCCCUUUUCCCCCUCCCCCUCUUCCCUCCUUUCCAAAAAAAGAAGAAAGAAAUCGCUCCCUAGGUAGCUUAUUUAUUGAAAUCAAGUUUAGGUACUACGAAAGCCGAAAUGCCCGAGAAACCCUUCGUUCCCCUUGUACGUAUAUAUAUGUAUAUGAAGAUAUGCGCUGCUCUCUUUUCAUCGUUUUCACUAUUCACUGUCACCCUUCUCUCCCAUUCCCGUCCUCUCUCUAUCAGUCACAUUACUUAAUUAUCAUUUCGCACAACGUCAUGUCACAACAUGUCACUGCGGGUCGUUCGAUGUCACUAAUUAUUAAUUCAUCGGCUUUUAGCUUAUUUAUAUUUUCCUCCAGAAAAGACAUUUAAAACGCGUUACAAAUUCUCCAGAAAGAGAUAGUGAUUGAUAGUUAUAUUUAGCAUUCCUUCACAUUGCGGAUAAGGAAUAAUAUUUAAAUCAUACGCAUUUCUAAGAUCCUAAUUAUUUAAUAAAUUAAAACUUACUUAAAAACACUUUUUUUUUACUCCGCGUCCCUUUACCUCAUUUAAAUUAUUAAAAUUCACUGUUACUUUUUGCACAAAGUCUGAAAAUACUCAAUACCUGAUUAAUUUAAUUGCAUACGAGUGGCAGUGCAUAAGAAAGCUUAUUCCUACGGAUGAUGUUUGUAUGUGUGUUAAAAAAUGUAGGGAGCAAUAAUGCACGUAGUAACGCCACGUUUCGUGCGACGAAUCAAAAAUUUAGUUUUGCAACGCGUUGAAUAGUUUUUUUUAAAUGGCAUUUUUUGUAUAUAUAAUCUAAGAAAAAUCUAAGAAAAUCCCUUCUUGCCUUUUUUUACCGCGAACCGUUUUUAAUUAUAUGAAAGUUUGACUUUUCUUUCGGUGAUUCGUUAUCGGCACGUGGCGAGUGCAAGCUAAGCACGAUAAGAUGUCGCGUGUAAACAGAAAUUAAACGCCAGCAGAUGACCAUGAGGAAGGCAUAAAAUCCGACGCUUAUAAUUUAAUAACAGAUAACUAAUCUAACGUGUAUAUGUAUUGUAUUGUAAUAUGAGUAUUGUAACUCCGCCUCUAAAAAUUAACCAACUCGUUUUGUAUGUGUAAGCAUAGCGUCACGUAGCGAGAAUCACCGCGGCGUUCACGGCGAUGCGGAGAAAAAUGACAGAAUAAUUUUUAUGGAGUAUGCGAGUCUCUCCUCGAAAGCGAGAUGUGUCACUGACCCUGUCGUUCUACAUAUAUAUGUGUAAAAAGAAAAAGGAAGAAGAAAAGCGCAUGCGAUUCCCGACCAGCGUCACUCUCUCGCGACCUCAUCGAGUUACUCGCAAUCGAGCCACCUCGAGGAGUUUACUUUACUCGGGAUCGAAGAAAAUUUCGUCGAUCGUUCGUUAUCGUUUUGUAUAUUUUUAUAUUGGCGAAAAGUUUCUUUCGGUAUUCAAGCUCUGUUAGCGUCACACGUGACAUCGCGGUCGUCUUAUCGGUCGCCGCGUCGUGACUCGAUUGCGAGCAGACCAUCACCGCCCGUCCCAGCCUUACACCUCCUCCCGCCCUCCCUCUCCUUUUUUUUACUUUCUCACCAUCGACGAAUCAGAAAUUAAACGGCAGAACGAAAAACGAGAACACAAGAGAUGAAUCUGACUACCCUCCCCCUCUCCCCUCUCCUAUAGAUAGAUAGUAUACAUACUAAAUAAAAAAAAGAAAGAUAAAAUAUAAAUAUUAUAUAUAUAAAUAAAAAUAUAUGAAAGAUGUGUAUUGUAAGAUAUUUAAUACCGACUUGUCUUAGGCACACCCGAUGACGAUCGAUAACAAUGAAACGAUGAUAAUAAUUAUUACGAUGAUUGUUGUAUAACGAACGACGACGAUGAUGAUAUUCUACACUGUAAUUCGCGUUGUAAUAUAGAGGCCCACCCGUUACCCACUAAAUCGAUGUGUCGAUGUACCCCCGGUCGUGCUGUGCUCGUGUAUGCGCAUCUCGGAAGGGAUGACCGAGAGGGAGUGAUCGGACUCUUUUGCAGGUGUGUCGCGCUUUGGACGACGGCCAAUCAGCCGAACUGAGAUUUUUCUACGAGAAGGACCGGGAGCCACUUUCGUAACUGGCCGACGUUCAACGACCGUCGCACUCGGGACCCACGUGGGGGUGGGGGGGAAGGGGAGAGAAAAUUAGAUCGGUUUCGAUCGCGCCUUCGCGCGCUGCGCGGCGUUAAUCAUCCUGGCUGUAACGCAAAAGCUACACACAUACACACCUACACGUUUACACAUAUACACACAUACACAUAUACACAUAUAUACACAUAUACACAUACACUCGCCCUGUUUACGAUGUGCAGCAGCCUAUUACCGAACGAGCAUGGCACGUCCGGCAGCAACUAGCAAUAAUAUAACAUUCCAACUUAAAUCGCAUAUGUACUGCGAAUUCUAAUAAUGUGUGCCGCCAUACGAGAAAGAAAAAAAAACACUGUCAAAUACACGCUCAUACACACUGCUA
Molecule: messenger RNA, 6832 nt
Organism: Wasmannia auropunctata (little fire ant)
Lineage: Eukaryota; Metazoa; Arthropoda; Insecta; Hymenoptera; Formicidae
Product: fibroblast growth factor 17
Exons: 5
Coding region: 1060-1824 (254 amino acids)
Molecular function (GO): growth factor activity
Source: RefSeq, a predicted model, not a curated record